Malania oleifera is the source of this 708-nucleotide messenger RNA. Its product is annotated as amino acid transporter AVT1I-like. Gene Ontology annotation, molecular function: amino acid transmembrane transporter activity. Gene Ontology annotation, cellular component: vacuolar membrane. Gene Ontology annotation, biological process: amino acid transmembrane transport. The transcript is spliced from 3 exons. Bases 1 to 708 code for a protein of 235 amino acids. Lineage: Eukaryota; Viridiplantae; Streptophyta; Magnoliopsida; Santalales; Ximeniaceae. The record is from RefSeq and is a predicted model, not a curated record.
AUGGAAGAACAACUGCCCCAUUCAACCUCGGGAAGCAAAGGAACCACCUUCCUCAAAACCUGCUUCAAUGGAUACAAUGCCUUGUGUGGAAUUGGAAUAGUAACGCUUCCGUAUACACUAGCUCAAGGUGGGUGGAUAACUCUUGUUCUUCUCCUUGGCGUCGCUCUCAUAACUCGCUACACAGCCUUGCUGCUCCAACGGUGCAUGGACUCGGACUCAUCCAUUAAGACCUAUCAUGACGUCGGCUGGCAUGCAUUUGGCCGUAAAGGGCGAAUUAUCGUAUCAAUUUUUAUUUAUUCAGCGGCCUAUUUGGCAUCCAUAGGGUUCUUGAUAUUGGAAAGUGACAGCCUGCACAAGUUGUUCCCGAAUGCAGGGUUCAAAUUGGGAGAACAUAACAUAAGAGGAAAACAACUUUUCACAGUUCUUGCAGGGCUGGCAGUCUUGCCCACCAUGUGGCUGAAAGAUCUGAGCAUGCUUUCCUUCAUCUCUGCAGGUGGGAAUGUGGCAAUUGUUAUUAUUAUAAGCUCCAUAUUAUGGGUUGGUGUAGUUGAUAGUGCGGGGUUUUCUGCCAAAGGAGAGCUGUUUCGUUUGGGCGGAAUUCCGACGGCUCUCAGCUUAUAUGCCUUCUCGUAUGGCGGUCAUGAGGUGUUUCCAACCAUAUACUCCUCUAUGAAGGAUAAAACUCGGUUCUCUGAGGUAUAUAAUUAA